AUGGGCAAAGACGAGCAGAAUGACGACGUCAACCUCUUCCAGCUGAUGCUGGAUCAAGCCGACGGUAUCGACUUCUCCGACCCCGCUGCACCGGACCUCCCUGAUCCGACGGAGCUCAUGCUUCCAGGCUUGGAAGUCUCGAAACUAUUCUGCGUCGUAUACUGGGCCCUCCUACACUCGCAAGACGAAGAAGGCAUCACAGCGGGUCUGGACAUGAUGAAUCUCGAGCAAGCCAAAAAAGCCGUCAACGGGACCUUCCGAUUCAACGUCCGACCAAACGAAGGCUCUGGUAUCCAAGACCAAGUGGUUACCUUCUACGUAGACAUGCGUCGCGACGGCAAGAUCAUCCGUGGUUCUGGUCCAGCGAAACCCAAACCGGAUUGCGUAAUGACCAUCAGCGAUAGAGAUAUGGUCAGACUCGCACUCGGUCAGCUGAGUCCACAGGUGGCUUUUAUGAAGGGGAGGAUCAAGGUGAAAGGAAACAUUAUGUUGGGAUUGAGGAUGCAAACUGUACUGAUGAACGAGGUGAAGAAGAUGUCGCGCGUUGCCAAGCUCUGA
Messenger RNA from Ustilago hordei, 558 nucleotides. RefSeq lists its product as uncharacterized. The transcript has a single exon. The coding region runs from base 1 to 558 and encodes 185 amino acids. Lineage: Eukaryota; Fungi; Basidiomycota; Ustilaginomycetes; Ustilaginales; Ustilaginaceae. The record is from RefSeq and is a predicted model, not a curated record. Gene Ontology annotation, cellular component: cytosol.